UCUUGUGAAAGAGAGGCCUUUUAUAAGGGCGGAAGUCAUGUCAAAAGAGCAACUAGCAAAACUGAAAGAUGUUUAUAAACAUUAAUUCGUAACGGUUUGGAGUCAGAUAUUUUGUUAUCAAACAUGUCAAAGCGAAAGAAGAAAGCUUAUAAGUUUGUCGGUGCUGUACCUGAAAGUCUCUUUUGUAUUUGCUGUCAUAAAGUUCGCAUAGAAGUAUGCUGUCUCAAAUUCUGUGAACAUUCCAUCUGCCAAAUUUGUAUGUGGAAAAGGCUGAAAAAUAACUUGAACACGUGCCCAUGUACAGCGACAUUAGAAGAAGGAACCGAAGAAAAAUCGCUGCUUCUUCGGGACCAGAUUGAGGAUCUUUUGAUUUUUUGCCCGAAACUUUGCGGGGAGACCAUUAGACUAGGAGAGAAAGGUGGUCAUUACAAAGAUGCAUGUCAAAUGGGUAAAGUUCAGUGUGAAAACCCGGGAUGUCAUUACAUAACAAGAAGGAAAGACAUAGCUUCACAUACCAGACUUUGUGACUAUAGAACUGUUAACUGCGAAGGAUGCCAAAAGAGUGUGAAAUUCAUAGAUCUAAGAAAACAUCAGAUUUGCAUGGGAUGUGUGCACCAAAAGUUAAAACAGGUCGUAGUUAGACAACUGCGUGAUGCCGAUAGACAGCUGAAAAAUUAUAACGUAACUGUAAAACAAGACACAUUUAAGACGAUGAGGGAAGAAAGAAAUCUUGAAAAAGAGUACCUGUGGAAAAGAAUCGAGAGAAACCCCGGGAAAUAUUCCCCAACCCUUGUUCGCUACCAUACCAGUGGAAAUCCCAGUGGACGAACGACGGCUAGCACGGGUGAAUUUUCCUCCCCCCUGCUAGCGGAUUCCCCGGUGCCCUAUAGAGCUUCACCAAUUCUACUAAGGUCAAGAGAGAGAAAUCUCAGGUCUGCUGAGCCACAUGUAUGUAAAAGAUGCAAAAAGGGAUACACAUCACGAGUAAACCAUGAAGAGUCGUGUAUGUGGCACAAAGGGCCGGUAUGUUCCAAUUCUAUAUUUGUAACUUUUAUGUUUGUGAAAUAAUAUUUAAUAAACAGCCUUAUGCAAAGUAAUUUAUGUUACUUUUAGUUCCAAAUAGUGGCCAAAGGCUCCUUAGGACAGCCAAGCCAAGUUUUUGCACAAGAUUAGCUAUUUGGGGUCUGGAUCUCUGAAGUGAGAGCAAAGUAUAAUAUUUUUGUAGAUUUAUCAGUUCUAGAAAUUAUCUGUUAUCAAUGGAUCAGAAAAAUAAUUAUCUAACCAAAUAUUAGAUAAAUAUUAUCUAACCAGGACUGAUUAACCUUUAAUUUACUAAAUGUGUGAUUACCACCAGUUUGUAACCAAAAUAUAUGAUGUAAUGAUAUAUAAUGUCAAUAAUGAGGAAAUGAUGCUUUUUUAUUAACAACUUGACCCUUUUUUUUCAAGGGAGUCAAUAUCCCAGGUCAAUAAUUUAGGGAGGCCGAUGGGGAGGGUGAGGGUAAUCGCCCUCGUAAAAUGAAAAUGCCUGAUUUUUUAUUCAAUUGUUACCAGAAAUUGCAAAAAAGAUUUUGAAUAUCAGUGUUAGCUUGUAUUCUAUAAAUUUAGUUUCUAUAAGAUGAAAUACAAUUGCCUCUUAUUCCUGAAUGAUUUUUUUUCUCUCUUUUUAGAUAAUAAAAGUGGUGAGUACUAUUUAAUGCUUUAUGGAAACUUUGCUUAGGCAAUAAUUCGAAACAAAGUGAUGACCCCUAACUUUUUGUGAAUAUAGCAUGAAUAACAUAUGGUAUAAAUUGAAAAAACACCUUCUUUUAGCACUUGGGACAUGGGACAUGAGAGGCACCAUGUCCCCAAAGCAUUUGCAAAUGCCCUUUCUGGAAGACAAUGGGCUCCUUUUUGAUGGAAGCGUUUCUCUCACAAUGUUCUUUUUUCCAGAACUUUUUGUUGACUGGUGAUCAUGACAAAGCCUACCCUAAGUUAUAAAUGCUAUAGGUCAAACAAAGAUCUGGCCUCAAUGUUUAUGUACAUUGACACUUGGAGAAUAUGUACUUUCUUUCAUACUAUCAUUCCAUAUCUGAUUGAAAUAACCCCCAAGUGGUCGAUUUAAUGUAAUGAUAGUAGUUGAUUUUUGAAGAUGUUUAACUGACCAUGUGAAGGUUUUUUAUGCUAAGCCCCUUAACCUAAGUUUCAAGAUACUACUUUCGAACUAUUCUUGAAUUAUAAUUUCAGCUAAUUUUGUUUAGAAGACCACUAAACAUUUUUUCAUUUCUUUUUCAUCUUUGCCUGCACUUGGAAAAAAAUAGUUUGUAAGUAUCCAUUUCAUUCAGGCAUUGUUACUUUUUAAAAUAUAUAACAUUGGUAAACUCUGACAGUUUAUGUUAACCAUUGAUUUGUGUCAAAUUGUUAUGUUGGCACAGAAAUUACUGUGAACACUUUUCUUUGAACUUUGUCUUUUGUGUUUCAUCUUUGAUAUGAUAACUUUUUGCUAAAUAAUUUUUUCUUUUCUUUUUCCAUGCAAAUCAUUGACAGGGGGUGAGUUGCAACUUUGAUGUUUAUUUCUAUGCUCAAAUUGAUUAAUUGACAUGUUUUUUAUUUUUUCGGAAAUAUUCUUGUCUCCAAAGAAGUGUCAAAUUACCUUGGCACGAAUGUUAUUGCCUGAAACUUAAUUUCAGAGUUUUGAAGUUAGAAAUUUCACAAGUGUAAAUAUCACGAUGAUAAAACCUUGUACAUUAAAGUGUUAUUAGAAAAAUUAUUUACUAAAAUAAUCUCAAGGACCAACUUUCUGAAAAUGUAGGGGCUUAGAAAAGUGGUCUCCUCCACUGAGGGGAUGCCAACGCUCUUCAACAAUUAACUUAUUUUUCAUAAAUUUAUCAUCAUUCUGAGUAACUUUUGCUCAUUUUUCUUUUUCAUGAUCUUCAUUUUUGGUUAAUUGAUAUCAGGGGGUAAGUUUAAUUAUUUGUUUCUUUGUUUUCACAUUGCACUUGUAAGAUUUUACAGAGGUCUCCAUUGCAGUAUUUCUUCUUUGAAUGUGUUAAUCUAAUUUAAGCUCCUAUUAUGCAGUCCCUAUAAGCUUUCUUUUUUGUUUAGUUGGCAUCAUAGUUGGACCAUUAGGCAUGACUGUAUUAAACCUCACCCUCUAAGUUCAAUAAAAAAAAUAACAGCAAAAUUUUACAGGCAACUGCGCAUUUUUGGUCGCAUACUUUGAGAACUUUUAAUAAAUAGAAAAGUGGUAAUAUAGUUGCAAAGAAAAAACAGUGUGAAGAAACACUGCUGAUGGCAUGUGAUUGACUAUUGAGGGAGUGAUGUUGGACCAAUAUUUAAUGUUUAAAGGCUCUUGGUUUUGGAUAAAUUUUCGUUUUUCUAAAUUUCUUUGUAUUUCUUUCUAUGAAUGGUGUAUUACUUGCUGCUUCAUUAAAAAAUAAAGAUGUGUCUUGCAUGUGGUCGCUUGGAUAAUCUUGAAGGUUGUGAAAAAGGAUACCACAUAUCUUGAAGCAAAGAGGGUUUACCAUUUCAGAAGCAAAUUGAGCUAAACUUUUACCAGCCAGCAACAGCAAAGAAUGGACUGUGAAGGCUUGCUCAACAAGUAUAAUCAAUACAACUAGGUGUAUCUUAUUGUGAAAAGUUAGAAAUUUAUUACGAAUGUAAUUUAGGAUUCUAAAACUUCAGCUGCUAUAUUUUUGAAUUCAAAUGCAAUAAAUUUAUAUAACCUAAGAUGGUAGUUUAAAAAAGUUUAUUUUAUGGUAA
Rhopilema esculentum is the source of this 3738-nucleotide messenger RNA. RefSeq lists its product as uncharacterized. The record is from RefSeq and is a predicted model, not a curated record. Gene Ontology annotation, molecular function: zinc ion binding. NCBI's taxonomy places the organism in Eukaryota, Metazoa, Cnidaria, Scyphozoa, Rhizostomeae, Rhizostomatidae.